GGUUGUGCGAGCCGAGUCGAAAAGUUGCGCACGGAAUUUCAAUUAAAUUCCCUAAUUUUCUAAUCUAACGCUUGGAUUAUCGGACGGUUAAAAAAUAUUAUGGCCGUGGCAGAUGGAGUUUUAAUGAAAUGCGAUGUUAGGGAGCCAGCCGUGGCCGCCACCACCACCACCAUGCAGCUGCAGCAGCUGGAUCGAUGUUUGAGGAACAAGCCGAGGCAGUCAUACACGGACAUCAUGAUGGAUGACGAUGAUAUUUACGGUCAAAGGUCGUUCGACUUGCAGUCAAAGUUGAAGAAAUAUCCUGACGACGAUUCUUUUUAUAAUUCCAUGAAGGGGUCUGAAGUCACUCUGACCUACUUUCAGACUAAUGGAUUUGACACUCCUAUCUUGGUUAAGGAUAAAGCUGGUCUUGGAUUGAGGAUGCCCAGUGAGAAUUUCACAGUUAGUGAUGUGAAAAAGUGUGUUGGUUCAUGGCGUACAGUUGAUGUAAUGGACGUGAGAACGCAGAAAGAUCUGGAAAUGUCUAUGAAGGAGUGGACGUCGUACUACGAGUCGGAGCCCUCGAGGCGGGAUCGACUCCUCAAUGUCAUCAGUCUGGAGUUCAGUCACACCAAAUUGGAGCACUACGUCGAUCAGCCUAGUGUGGUGCACUGUAUGGACUGGGUGGACCUGGCUUGGCCCGCCUACCUCAGGGAGCUGCAGACGUCUGCGACCAAUCAGCUCGCCACGAUGAAAUAUCCAAAGGUUCAAAAAUACUGCCUGAUGAGUGUGCAAGGCUGCUACACGGACUUCCAUAUUGACAUGGGAGGUACCUCGGUCUGGUACCACAUUCUCAAAGGUCAAAAGAUCUUCUGGUUCAUCGAGCCGACGGAAGAAAAUUUGAAACUGUAUGAAAACUGGACUCUGUCAGCCAAGCAGUCGGACAUCUUUUUUGGAGAUCUUGUAGAGCAGUGCUACAGAAUUACAUUAGAGGCGGGAAAUACCUUCUUCAUACCAACGGGAUGGAUACACGCGGUUUACACGCCAAAAGAUUCGUUGGUGUUUGGCGGGAACUUUUUACAUUCGUUCAGUAUCGAGAAGCAACUCAGGAUAUGGGAAGUAGAAAAUAAAACUAAGGUCCCAAUUAAGUUUCGCUACCCUUUCUUCACCGAACUGCACUGGUACGUCCUUGAGAGGUACCUCCACGCUAUUGGCUGCAAGCAGUACAGGGUCAAGGUCGACGACGAUGAUAAUGAUAAUACCGAUAUUUAUAGCUACAACAACGCCGUGAAAUGUGAGGACGAUACUUCUACUACUACUACUACUACUACUACCACUACUACUACUACUACUAAUAAUAAUAAUAAUAAUAAUAAUAAUAAUAAUAAUAAUAAUGAUGAUGAUGAUUAUGAAGAUGAUGAAGAUGAUAUCAAAAAAGACAAUAGAAAUCUGUUAAAAACGGAUCUUAAAAAAUUGAUGCCCCCACCACCACCAUCAUCAUCAUCAACAUCGUCA
Molecule: messenger RNA, 1494 nt
Organism: Helobdella robusta
Lineage: Eukaryota; Metazoa; Annelida; Clitellata; Rhynchobdellida; Glossiphoniidae
Exons: 12
Biological process (GO): regulation of transcription by RNA polymerase II; protein demethylation
Molecular function (GO): histone demethylase activity; transcription coregulator activity
Source: RefSeq, a predicted model, not a curated record